AUGGCGCGCGCCGCUGUCAUCCCUCCCUCGCCUGCGAAACGCGCGCCUCGUGUGUCCAAGUCUACGACGAAAACCACCGCCAAUGCGAAGAAAGGAGCUCCGCGCAAACCGACAACAACGACACGCGACAUUGUUGACCAGGACUCGAGCGACACGGACGAUGAACUCGGUCUGAUAACUACGACCACCACCGCCAAACAAGGCAGGGAGGUCAAGCCUACGAAACCGCGGGGGCGCCCGCCCGGUCGGCCCAAGAAGGCUGAUGCUUCCAUGCCUGUGCGGGAGGAGUCGAGCGACGACGAUGACGGAGAGGAGGAUGAGCUCGCUCCUGUGCAAGAGGCGCCGAAGAAGCGUGGGCGGCCGAGAAAGAAUCCGCUUCCUGUUGAGAGUGCUGCCAAAGCCCAGACAGCGCCGAGGCCCCGUGGACGGCCACCGAAGAAUGCUGCGGCUACAACUACAACUGCGGCUACGCGGAAGAAGACACGGGCUGCUGCUGAAGCGGAUGCCUCUGCCGAUGACACGCAACCCAACCAUAUUUUUGUGGCGACCAAUUCGACUACCAUGCGCUCGAAUCUUUUGCGCGGGCCCGCUAAAAAGAAGACUGUUACUUUCCAGGAUGUUUCUGCCUCCGAAGAGUCUGACGAUGAGAAUUUCUCUGCCCCUACUGCUGGGCGAAAGAGGGGUGCUACUCGUGCUGCGAAGACGGGUCUUGCGGGCACGCCGGCUCGCAAACCUGCCGCCAGGGGUCGAAAGCCCGCCGCGGCCAAGAAGGGUGUUACUGCUUCCAAGCCAUUGACCCCCAAGAAAGCCAAGCAGAUGUCCAAUUUGAUGACGGACUAUACAAGUACCGACGGGGAAGAGGAUGAGCUGAAUGCUGUCAAGGACCCUAUGAAGAAACACAUCAAGCUUGUCAUCCAUUCGCCUGUCAAGCACGCCUCAGACAAUCCGGGAUUGAUGUCGCCUGUGCGAAGAGUCAACUUUACCCCGAAGAAAGCUUCCAGUUUUAUUGACGAGAACGGCGAACCUAAACAACCCACCCCGAAACAUGGAUCAGAGUCCACCACCGGCCUCAGCUCGCCGGUGCGGAAGAUCAACUUCACUCCCAAUCGCACCCACAACCCUGUUCCGGAGCAUGGACACCUUGCCCUUCCACCAGGCAAGUCGAUCGACUUCAGUGACUCGAUUAUGAUGUCCAGUCCUGCCCGGCGGCCUCCCGCCUCGCCUUUCCAGUACAGCUUUAAAGAUACCCCGAACCGUGGCCGUGCUGGCUCCCGUGAUGAGAUGGGUCCUCCUUCGACCUUUGAUUUUACACCGGGACGGUCCUCGCCUCUCAAGAUGUCUCCGCGUAAGGGUCACCUGGGAGCGUCGUUCUCGCAAUCAUCAUUCAAGGCUAGCACACCAGCGCCCUCACUUCCGGCUAAGACGUCCUUGUUCCAAAGCCCGGCGAAGAGAGUACCAUCCCCUUUCAAGGGCUCCAUGACCCGCUCCAUGUCCCCCGCAAAAACGGCGGCAAAGGGUCUUCCACCUCUGGAGGACGAUGUUUUCAUUGAUAAGUCGGAUACUUCGGAAACCCAGCGCCCUUUUUUGCCUCCUCAACAUAUACACUCGGAUGCUCCUACUGUCGACGAGGAUUACCAGAUGGUUGAGGAAGUUGCACGUGAUAUCUUUGGCAUCGAGCUUCGCUCGGACAGCAAGUCUUCUUCUUCUCCUGUGCAGGAAGGUAAGGCUACGGUUGAAGACGCGCUGGAUGAUGGAUCACAUGGCCAUGAUGAGAAUGACGCCGAGAAUGCGGAGGAUCUGGAGGAUCCUACCACCCAGCCAGAGCACGAAUUAGGCCGUCAUGCUCGGUAUGAGAUUGAUGAGGCUGAGACAAUCUGCUUUGACAAUAUGGAACAAGAAGAGUGCCUUUCUAAGAUUGAUGAGGAGGAAGACCUUCCAGAGACAAGCCCAGUCCGCAUCUCGAAGAGCCCAGCAUCAGUCCAGCGAGAACCGACGAGCGAGGCAGAUGCUGAGUCGAUUGCCAGUGUACGAUCACCAUACCAGCAGACUCUCGACUUCACUGAUGCUGAGGACUCUCCGACUGUUAUUCACCACUCUCGCCAGUCUCUUGGGCAGAGACAUGACCAGGACGAUGGGGAACUGGACGACAGCUAUCGUAUCAACAACUCUGUCCGCUAUCCCGAUGAAGAGCAUGAGGCCUCCAGCGAAAUGGACGCACAGGAUGGCGAUGAGGUCACGCUGGUGGGGUCAGAAGCAACAUGUACCCUGGCCUCUCAACCUGUUUCGCCAUACGAGAUUAACGAGGGCUCCAACUUCACCAGCCCGUUUGAGAGGAGCAUCCCUCCUUCGGCCCCGACUCCGCCAGAGGGUGAAACUCCCAUGUCGUCUCACCAGUUGGACACUCCCGACACCAACAGGAUCGAGUCUAACAUGAAGAAUUUGAAUUUUGGCUCUAAUGCCUACAGAGAUGUCGAAGACAGCCCUCUGGACGAGACUACCCAAUCUGAAUUCCCCACGCCAGCGGCACGUAUUUCAUCGACUAGACCAAGCAUCAUUGGACAGCGGAAGUCUCUCGGUGUCGACCUUGGGUUUACACCGCUGGCUCAGCAGUUCAACAGCUGGAAAUCGGACACUCCUUCGAAAGCCGGACCAGCGCGGCCCCGUCGACGUGGAGUGUUCUCGCUCGUUGGUCCUCUGGAAAAGGUUGCUACUACUGAAGCGACUCCUCGGAAGUCGGAAGGUGUGCCGCGAGCCUCGUUGGCGAAUACGCCGUCGUUGCUCGCCCAGCUUCCCCUUCAGCCUCGCAGUGAUGAUAGCUCCAUGUCGCCUGAGAAACCUCGAGAGCAAGUAUCUCCUCUUAAAGAACGUGAUAUGAUGGAGUCGCCAUCGCUGCACAAUGAUAUCUUUGAGGAUUUGCAGACUACAGCAAUCGAGACCCCCAAGAGUGUGCAAAUCCCAUUUCGAGGUGUGAUGCCCGUGAGCGAAAAUGCCGACGACCAAGUGGAUGACGCCCAGGAAGAAAACGAUAAGGAGAAUAGCCCUUCUCCCGCCCUUCCCCUGGCCACGCCGGUGAGGGCUGCACCCCACCAUAUGCAGACCUUCCACACCGUGUGCAAAGUCCCUCUGAAAGGAGAAGGACCAGAAUCGCCGCUGAAGCUGCCGCGGAAGAGAGGCCGGUCCCUGGAGGGCGCCUCUCCAAUUCGGUCUUCGCCCCGGUCCCGCAAUGCGAUCUUUCUUCCGCGAACUGAAAGUGCGUCUACUCUUUCUCCGCCGCACAAAUCGGCUCGCGUUGAGAGAAGCAUUAGUCCCCCGAAGCGCCGCAUCAGCACUCCUAGGCGGCCAAGUAUGCAACGUCCGUCUAUAGGGCCCUCUCGGGCUUCCUCUGUCGCUGGCAGUCCUGGGAAGACACCCAGACGCAGCAGCGUCCGACCAUUUUCCAUGGAGCCACCUCCAGUACCGUCGUCUGUGGCCAGCUCUCCUGAGAAAACCCCGCGUCCAAACUUUGGCGCCAGCAAACCCGUUCUCCGUGGCGCCGUCGUGCAUGUCGAUGUCCAUACCACCGAGGGAGAGGAUGCAUCGGGCAUCUUCGUAGAGCUUCUGCAGCAAAUGGGGGCUCGAUGUGUCAAGACUUGGACGUGGAACCCGCGAUCCAGUAUGUCGCCCGUGGAUGGAGUCGAGCCCAGCGCCAAGGUGGGAAUCACCCACGUCGUCUACAAGGAUGGAGGUCUCCGGACGAUGGAGAAAGUCAAGCACGCCGCUGGCCUUGUCAAGUGUGUGGGUGUUGGCUGGGUUCUUGACUGUGAGCGAGAGAGCCAGUGGCUGGACGAGACUCCGUACGCUGUUGACAGCACCAUCAUCCCUCGCGGAGGUGCCAAGCGCCGCAAGAGCAUGCAGCCGCGUGCUCUGAGCAAUGUGAACGGCACGCUCGUCCGCGUCUCGGAACCUGCCACCCCCUCCGCCAGCGGCCGCCGCUGCGGCGCCGACUGGGGCGCAAUGGAAGGAUUCCGAAAUCUCACGCCCCCGACUCCCCGACAGGGGUCACCAUCUACCCCUACUCAAGAAUCUUUUGCUGGCGGUGAUGAUGACGACCAUUACCGUGUCCCCGAGACACCGGGGUACAAUUUCGCCAACCUCGACGCCAUCGGGAUGUCGCCCGCAACACCGUUCUACCUCUCCAAUCGGGCCAAACUUGUUCAGCAGUCCUGCCCGCCGAAGCAGAGCAAUCAAGGUCUAUUCGCUGGAUCCAGCAAGCCAUCAUCGAAUAUCUUCCAAAUUGAGGAAGACGAUGAAGAGGCGCGACGUCAGAAGCGGUUUCAGAUGGAGGCUGCGCGACGGAAGAGCUUAGCCUUUAAGCCGCAGGUUGGGAGUCCCCUAGGG
Messenger RNA from Penicillium riverlandense, 4377 nucleotides. RefSeq lists its product as uncharacterized. The transcript has 2 exons. The annotation marks the transcript as partial. Gene Ontology annotation, molecular function: DNA binding. The record is from RefSeq and is a predicted model, not a curated record. Lineage: Eukaryota; Fungi; Ascomycota; Eurotiomycetes; Eurotiales; Aspergillaceae. Gene Ontology annotation, biological process: mitotic cell cycle.